Boleophthalmus pectinirostris (great blue-spotted mudskipper) is the source of this 3359-nucleotide messenger RNA. It is a transcript of the gene mybl2a, whose product is annotated as v-myb avian myeloblastosis viral oncogene homolog-like 2a. Gene Ontology annotation, molecular function: protein dimerization activity; DNA-binding transcription factor activity, RNA polymerase II-specific; RNA polymerase II cis-regulatory region sequence-specific DNA binding. The record is from RefSeq and is a predicted model, not a curated record. Gene Ontology annotation, cellular component: nucleus. The transcript is spliced from 17 exons. Lineage: Eukaryota; Metazoa; Chordata; Actinopteri; Gobiiformes; Gobiidae. Gene Ontology annotation, biological process: regulation of DNA-templated transcription. Bases 209 to 3187 code for a protein of 992 amino acids.
GACUAAAGCAGGACUAAAGCAGGACAGUGCGAUGGUUCGUUUGGCACUGACAUGUCUGAGAUGUACUUGGGCACUGGGUCGUGGAGAGACUCUUGAUCCUGGGCACAUCCUGCUCUGAAACACGUGGAUUUUCCUGCUCCGCUCAAGACUUUUCUUUUCCCCUAAACUUGCAAACGGCGCUUCACCUGAAAAUCCACUGACGACGACCAUGCACGCGAUGGAGCUGCGGGGGGCACGAGGACGCAGGAAAACAGCGCGCGGGGAUCUUCACAGGCUGGACCCCGAAGUCUUCCAGAACCAGAUCCACAGAAUUUAUUCAAGCAUGGACCAAGACGGAGAUUUCGACGUUUUCUAUGAAAAUGACUCCGACUCGGACAAGAAAGUGAAAUGGACCCCAGACGAGGAUGAAAACCUCAAAAUCCUCGUCAAUAAGUUAGGAAAAGACUGGAAAACCAUUUCCACUUUUUUACCUGGGCACUCAGAGGCACAGUGCAUGAACCGAUGGACCACAUGUCUGGAUCCAGUUCUAGUGAAAGGCUACUGGACCGAGGAGGAGGACCAGCAGAUCAUAGACCUCGUGGCCAAGUUUGGGACGAAGAGCUGGCCUCUCAUCGCCAGACACCUGCAAGGGCGCCUGGGGAAGCAGUGCCGCGAGCGCUGGGUCAAUCACCUGGACCCUCUGGUCAACAAGAGCUGCUGGACCAAAGAGGAGGACCUGAUCAUCUACAAAGCCCAGGCCCAGAUUGGAAACCGCUGGGCAGACAUCGCCCGGCUGCUCCCAGGAAGAACAGACAACUCUGUGAAGAACCACUGGUACUCUACCAUCAAACGCCUGGCAGAGCAGGGCGAGUUCAAGAAGGAGGACCUGGACUUGAAGCUGGACUUAAGGAAGCUACGGAAGGGAAAGGAAGAAUUUAAGUGUGAUGUUGUUUUAGACACGGAGCCCAUCACAUCCAAAACCAAUGAGGAGACUCAGUCCGAAUCAGGGGAGCCUCAGAAAGCCAAGCCAAAGCUUCUAGUGCCUCCUGCUAACAACCUCUCAGCCCAAGGUCCACCCAGCUCUAAACCUGAACCAGGCUCUAAACCUGGUCCCGCCUCCAAACCUGGUCCCGCCUCCAAACCUGGUCCGGCCUCCAAACCUGGUCCGGCCUCCAAACCUGGUCCGGCCUCCAAACCUGGUCCGGCCUCCAAACCUGGCCCCGCCUCCAAACCUGGCCCCGCCUCCAAACCUGGCCCCGCCUCCAAACCUGGCCCCGCCUCCAAACUUGAACCAGGCUCCAAACCUGAACCAGACUCCAAACCAGCUCCCAGUCCCAGACCCAGUCCCAGCUCGUCUCCAGGCACGGCUCCCCCAGCAGUGGACCACAAGAAUUUGGAGGAGGCUGCUCUGAGGAUGAUCUCUGAGGACAUGCUGCCUCUCAGUUUUGUGGAGGGCGCGGGGUUCCGCUCCUUCAUGGGCAUGAUGUGCCCUCAGUACAGCAGACUGUCCCAGAGGGCACUGGGGCUGCGUCUGUACGGAGACGUGGAGAGGACUUAUAAACCUCAGCUCAUCCGGGACCUAAAGGCCUGCCUGGCUCAGAGUCAGGAGGGAGAGGGUUUGAUUCAUGUGUCUGUGGAUCUGUGGACGGGCUCUGGCUCCUCUCCUCUGGACGAGCCCAUGGUCUUGGUCCAGCUGCACUUCAUCAGUGAGUCCUGGCAGCUCCGACGGCCGGUCGUGGCCUUCAGACACCUGAAGCAUCAGGACCUGAGCACAUCACUGCCUCGAGAACUGGAGGCAGUGCUGUUAAGCUACGGCAUCUUCCCCCAGCGCAUCGGCUACAUCCUGAUGAACAACGCCAAGCAGGCGCUGGCCGCUAACAGCCUCUUCUGCGACUACAAGCUGCUCCUGAACAGGGCAGAGGUGGAGGGAGAGGAGGUGGUGUCUUUUCUCACAGACCAGCUCUCUGAGGAGGACUCUCCGUUCUGCAGGCUUCAGAUGGGCUCUGGGCUGAGCUGUGUGGGCCACACACUGCAGCGGGUCAUACAGGAGGCUCUGAAGAGCUCCAGAGAGGUGGAGGACCUGCUCUCUCAGAUCCAGCACGUAGUGACCUUCUUCAGGACCAAGACCUGCUGGAGCGAGGUGCUGAUGAGGGAGUGUGGGGCCCCCUUGUGGCCUCCGCCCGGCAGCUGCAGGUGGAACUCCAUGCUGUUGUGUGUGCGGCGGCUGGCGCAGGAGUCCACGUGGAGCAGUGUGACAAGCGUCCUGACCCAGGCCCGGACAGAGGCGCGAGAUCCGGCUAAAGCCCCGCCCCUCCUGUCAGUCACACGGGAGCAGGUGGAGGACGUCCUGGGACUGUUGAGGCCCUUUGAGACGGCCCUACAAACUCUCCAGGGUCACAGCGCGUCCCUCUGCAGUCUCGUCCCUUCUCUGCUGCGGCUGGACAGAGCUUUGAGCCUCAGUAAGAGCAAAUACACAGACUUCUGCCGAGCUCUGAGGACAGGUCUACACUCUCACUGUCAAACCCUGCUCCAUCACAGAGACGUGCUCUUCGCCACGGUGCUCGACCCCAGGCUCAAACUGCAGCCGUUUUGUGAGAAGACCGAGGAGGAGACUGACUUCCUAACUCCACCAUCCAAGUCUGAGGUCACUACCAUCAUCGAAGCAGCUUUAUGUACUGUCCCGUCUUCAGACCAUUCUUCUGUGGAGGAGAACGGAGACCGCACCAGCCCUGCCCCAGAGUCUUCAGCCACUUCUUCUUUGGACAUGAAUGGAGUCGUCACCAGCUCUGCUCCGGAGGUGAAACAAGAGAGCCAAGACACGCCCACACACCCACCACCCAGCGCCAUUUCAGACAACGCCAACCCCGAGAACAAACUCAAACGCAAGUCUCCAUGCAGCGUGCCCCAGCCUCCCCAGAAGUGUGUCAAAGUGUCAGAACUAGAGGCAUACCUGUCCGAAGCGCCCCCUACUGGAAGCUCCUGUGUGGCGUUCUGGAAAUCCGCGCACCGUUUCCCCGGACUGCAGAGGUUGGCGAGGAGGUUGCUGGCUGUGCCGGUGACCUCGGGGGGUUUGGACAGGCUCUACCCCAUGUCCCUGUGCCUCAUACGGGCUAGAAGGAACCGUCUCCCCCCAAACACCACAGAGAGGCUGCUGCUGUACAAGGACGCAAUGAAAACGAGCGCAGUGAGGAAGCCAGCGAAGAUAUGAACUGAGAUAUGUGUCUGAUUUUGAGCCAGACUAUCACUACUGUAACUCGAGUUUGAGAAUAAGGAAUAUACUUGAUGCUCAGUACGGAUUCUGAUAACACGAUGAUGAUGAAAAAACUGUUUAUAUGACAACAGAAUGUGAUUUUUCAACAUUAAAUCACAGCUCUUCUUUU